Drosophila ananassae is the source of this 7966-nucleotide messenger RNA. RefSeq lists its product as uncharacterized. Gene Ontology annotation, biological process: Notch signaling pathway; membrane protein ectodomain proteolysis. Gene Ontology annotation, cellular component: plasma membrane. The record is from RefSeq and is a predicted model, not a curated record. The transcript has 8 exons. Gene Ontology annotation, molecular function: metalloendopeptidase activity. Lineage: Eukaryota; Metazoa; Arthropoda; Insecta; Diptera; Drosophilidae. The coding region runs from base 569 to 5179 and encodes 1536 amino acids.
CACACAAUGGCACAAAUAUACAGUUUGCACGCUCAGCAAAAACAAUAAUUAUCCAAUUAAACGGUUGUCAAUGGCCAACUAAAGAAUGCAUUUAAUUUCAUUGGCCAUCAAAGUGACAAAGAGCACGAAGAGAGAGACCAAGAAACCAAAGAGAGGCCUACAAAUAACAGUAUUUUCACGGGCGCACUGAUACCUGUGAAUGUUAUACAUGUGUGUGAGUGUGUGUGUGUGUUAGCCAAGUGCUAAUGAGAUGCUGUGACGCUCUUCUUCUUUCUGACUGCCGUUUGUUGCUUUUGCCAUUUAUGCAAAAAGACGCAAAAAAAAAAUAAGAAAAAAUCGCUUAAAAAAUUUCGAGACGAACAAAAGAUUUGACGCAAAAGCUCGUCGAGAGAUGUCACACAUUGGAGCCGCAUGCAACCCCGCAGCAACAACUCCAACUCCAACUCCAACUCCAAUCCAGCCAACAGCCAAUGAUGUGAUGCAGUUGCGCCUGGAAACCACAAUCUGCCAGUAGUUGGGUCACCACAAUCACAAUCACACACACAGCGCCAAACCACAAGCCAGCCCGAUGAGCUGGCUGCUCCUGGGGCUUCCGCUUCUGGGGGUCCUGUGGCUCCUCUGGCUGCCCGGCGAGCUGCUGGCCAUUCCCACGCCACUGAAGUUGCCAGGCUACACCCACAAGCUAACACCCUACAUCAAGCAUUGGGAGGCGGCGAACUUCGAUCGCGAGGUGCUGCAGGCAGCACAAAUCCGACAUCUGGAACAGGCUCGCUACCGGAAGAAGCGCCAAGUGGACCCCAGCACAUCGAGUGGACUGGCCCACACCAUACGCUUGAAUUUCUCCGCCCACGACAGAGAUUUUCGCCUUGUGCUGCGUCAACAGCCUCAUUCGGUGUUCGCCCACGAUGUCGAGAUCGAGAACACUCUCGGUCCCAUCGACUACGAUGUCUCACGGAUAUACACGGGCAGCCUGGAGGAUGACGAGGCGGCUCACGUGCAGGCCAUUCUGACCAGCGAUAACCUGCUGGAUGGAACGAUAGAGACCCAGGCGGAGCACUACUACAUCGAGCCAGCGCAGCGUUACUCCCAGCAGCUGGCCGAGAGUGGAGUCCACAGCAUAGUCUAUAAGUUAAGUGAUGUAAAUAUGCAGAAGGAGCAGUUCACUGGCGGAGGUGUCAGUUCCGCAGCUCCGGCCAAAACGCACUGCGCCAGUGAGAAGCUGCGAAAGAAGCGGUGGCUGCCAGAGGAGCUGGCCAUGGCGGAUGGUCCCCCGCCCACGUAUAAUCGCAAUCCGCCCCUGCCAUUGGAUUUGGAGGUGCCCUAUAAUGACGACUUCCGCGUACUGGCCUCCGAGGAGGACAAGAGCGAAGAAUCGCCACCGAGGAAGUACCCGACAACGUCCACGACCAGGAGCACAGGGCGCAGUACCGAAAGUUUUCUGGCCACGCUGACGAAACCCACGUCGAACCGCAAUAUACUUGUAAAUAACUACAAUCCCUCCAAUGUCGGCGAGGGCAGUCGCAGCUAUAAUGCCAACAGCAAUAAUAAUAACAAUAACAAUAAUAACAAUGUGCGAAAGUUGUACACGAAGCACAAGAACAUCAUUGUGAGCACAUACAAUCGGCCCAUCGAGCCGGAAUUUGGAACGCCAUACGAGGAGCCCAAUAACAAUGGAAGCAGUGGGAACCUGCCCAGCAACUUCUUCAACGCCAACUGGACAACGCUCUUCCUGGGAAACAAUAACAAUGGUAACGAUCGGCCCAGCCAUAAAACGCACGUUGAAAUCAUUACCAAGAAUGGAGCCACCAAGAAGCCGAAUAUCAUAGUGAAUAACUACAACCCGGAGAUCAUAUUCGCCCCCAAUCCGCACAAUCCGAGCUUCAACACCAUGCUGAUGACAAAUCUGCUGAGCGGCCGGGGCGAUGAUAUUCACAGUUCGCCAAGGCUGCUCUACGACCGAAAGACCACUUGUAUGCUAUAUCUACAGGCGGAUCACACGUUCUUCCAGAAAAUGGGUUCGGAUGAGGCAUCUAUUGAGGCUAUAACCCGGCAUGUGCAGCGGGCCAACUCCAUUUACCGGAACACCGACUUUAAUAACGACGGGAAACCGGACAACAUCACGUUUAUGAUUAAGCGCAUCAAAGUGCACAACAUGAACGCCAUGAAGGAUCCCAGCUAUCGAUUCCCCGGCAACUAUGGCGUUGAAAAGUUCCUGGAACUGUUUUCAGAGGAGGACUACGAUGCCUUUUGUUUGGCCUAUAUGUUUACAUAUCGGGACUUUGAGAUGGGUACCUUGGGGCUGGCCUGGACGGGGGACCUGAAGAAUGCUGGCGGAGUGUGCGAGAAAAAUGGGCAUUAUCGGGGAUCCUUAAAAUCCUUGAACACAGGAAUAGUCACUUUAUUAAACUACGGCAAGCAUGUGCCGCCCGCCGUUUCCCACGUCACCUUGGCCCACGAAAUAGGCCACAAUUUUGGAUCCCCGCACGAUCCUGAGCAGUGUACUCCUGGUGGCGAAGAUGGAAACUUCAUUAUGUUCGCCCGUGCCACAUCCGGUGACAAGAAGAACAACAACAAGUUCAGUACCUGUUCUCUGAAGUCCAUAGAACCAGUGCUGAAUGCCAAGGCCAGGUCAAUGAAGGGUUGCUUCACCGAGCCCCAGUCCUCGAUUUGUGGCAACGGAGUUGUGGAGCCAGGGGAGCAGUGCGAUUGUGGCUGGGAGGAAGACUGCAAGGACUCCUGCUGCUUUCCCAUGUCGCGUCAGCCACGGCUGGACGAAACCCCCUGCACAUUGACACCCCACGCUCGAUGCAGUCCGUCCCAGGGACCUUGCUGCACAACCGACUGCAAGCUGAAGUUCGGCGACAAGUGUCGGGAUGACAACGGCUGUCGGGACCCUUCCUUCUGCGAUGGACGCGUGCCCCAAUGUCCUCCGUCUGUUAACAAGCCCAAUAAGACGAUUUGCAACAAGGAAUUCGUCUGUUACAUGGGCGACUGUACGGGAAGCAUCUGUCUGGCUUAUGGGUUGGAAUCAUGUCAGUGUAUUCCUGGACCACAAGAUGAUCGCAUCAAAUCCUGUGAACUGUGUUGUAAACUUCCUGGCGAAGAUAACCCAUGUCGGAGCUCUUUCGAGUGGAAUGAAGCUCCGUUCGAUGUGCCUGAUAUGUACUCCAAGCCUGGAACUCCCUGCAAUGAUUACAAUGGGUACUGCGACGUCUUUCAGAAGUGCCGGGAAGUGGAUCCUUCGGGUCCUCUCGCGACUCUGCGAAAGCUCUUGCUUUCUGAGGAGAGCAUCGCCACAUUCAAGAAGUGGAUGCAGGAGAAUUGGUACACAGUAGCCCUGGCGGCAAUUGGCGUCAUUAUGCUUAUGGCUCUGAGCACAAAGCUGCUGGCGAAACGCUCGAAUCUGAAGCUUAAAUCUGUGACAAUUAUUCACAGUGCCACCACGGAGACAGUGCGACUUCCAGAAAACAACAACGGAGUUAUAGUCCACACAGCCGUGAGGACAAAGGUACCAUUCAAAAAGAAGGUACGAGGAGAACGUACCAAGAAACCAGGAGCUGGAGCUGGCAUAGGAGCUGUGACAGGAGCAUCUGCAGCUGCUGGUAUUGCUUCCCGGGGAGCCAAUAAAAUCAGUUCCACUGCGGAGCCAAAGAAGUCAACACGGUCCCAAGCAAUUGCCAAGAAGAAAUCCCUCGAGGAGGAACCGAAAAAAUCCAACAAGAAACUGGGAAAGCACAUGAAGGAAAUAAUAGACUACUCGCAUCGCAACAACAAUGGAGACGACGCCUCCAAUCUCUCCACGACCAACAACCACACCAACACCUUCGGCAAGGUUCAAAAGUGGCUACUGGAGUCGCCGAUAGUGGCACAGCCAUUGUCCCACAUCGAGCACAGUUCCAGAGUUCGAAAGGUAAUGAGCAAGUCGCAAUCGACUCCGGAGAGAUUGGUGCAGAAAACUCCCCAGAAAACCAAAUCCAUGGGAAAUCUAUCCAACGAGAAGGUUAAGCUGCAAGUGGUCUACAAACCGCCGUUUAAGUUUUCUCUAAAAUUGUCAAAGAAACCGAAAGUUAAGACCCACGUGGUUGGAGGUCGUCCGAAGCGAAACCAAAAGGCGAGUACUCGACCAGCAGGACCGUCCACCUCGAAGGAUAUUUCUCUGCGAGCCAAGAGGAGCGCCCUUUUGCUGUGCAACGAGGCAGAAGACGAUAACCAGAUCCUUACUCUCAACGAGCCCAACUACGAGACCUUAAAACCACCAACGCCGCCGCGCUCCAUGGAGCACUGCUAUGAGAACGUGGAUAUGCAGGCAGAGGCGUCUACUUCCACUUCAAACUCGAAACCCAGCAGCAGCAAGGUGGCGCCCAGCAACCAAACUAGAGGAAGUUUUGACGCAGCUACCCAAGCGGUGCCAGUUCCUGCCCAGCGCAGCUCCUACCGGCGAUCCAACUCCCUCUCUGCCCACAACCCCUUCGCGGCGGCUCCGCGUCGCAGUAGCAGCAAGGCUAGUGGGUCAGUGAAUCUGACGAGAAACUUUGGCAGCACCCAGAAUCUGAUCAAUCUAAGUCAAAAUCUGGCGAAAACCAAGAAGCGCAGUAGUCUCAAUUUGAAAGCCAACGGCAGUGGAGUGGCCAGAAGCGGGAAGGACCCGCCAACACCUGCAGCAGCAUCGCCCCAAAAACGCUCCUCGUCUAAUGCCAAUCUUCGAAGGGACAGUAGCGCUUCCAAUUCCAAAGCUGCGCCAGUUCCUCCGACAAGAAACUCCCGCAACAGCUUCAGCAACAUUCCAAGAGCCAGUUUAGGGGGUGGAAAUGGUAAUACCACAGCCCCCGGGGCUCCACCUAAUUUUUCGCGUCAAUCUUCCAGCAGCACGGCCACCAGCAGCUCCUCGAUAACGCCGGGAGCGAAUGCCGGAGUGGCACUGCAGCAAUCCGCCUCGACGAGCGCCAUGCAACGUCAACCAGCUGCACAACCAAUGAGGAGAAGCCUUCACAAUUUCCGGGCACGCCCAGGAGCACCAGGGGCAGCAUCAGCAACAGGACGAUCAGGGGGAGCAGCCGCAGCAGCAGCAGCAGCAGCAGUAGCAGUAGCAGCAGCAUCUGCAGCAACAUCAACAGAGAACAACGAACUGCCUUCGGAUCUAGAGGUGGCCAUUUCUGAUGUGGAGAACUUAGUUAGCUAAGGGCGGCGAUUACGAAGAUGCAGUUCCAGUUUUCAAAACCAACCAAGUGAAAGUGAUAAGUCUUAAUGUUAGUUAUACAAAUUGUCGCAUAGGUUUACUUGCAUACAUAUACAUAUGUAUUUGUACAUACAUUAUAUAUAUGUGUACUUUACACUGCCUUAAACUUGCCGUUUCUGCUGAAUAUAUGAAAUACCACGCCCACACAUAACCACUCACACAAAAAAGACACUCACCCAUGCAAUCCUCGCGUCCCCAAUCCGACCAAGGCUCGCCCCCACCUCGAAUGCAUCACUGGCUCAUCCAAUCACCCACUCACCCGCUUACCAACUUGCCAGCUCACCCACUCACCCACUGAAGCCACCGCAAUCCAAACCGCCAGCCGCACUCACCGCACUUUGUACCUUCUACUGUUUACUGUUGUAUUGUAUUGUGUAGACCCAUCCACCCCUGUUUCCCAAUUCUGAGUUCAAACUGGUUUAGUGGAAUUUGCGAAUAUUAAUUUCAUAAAAAUGCUAAGUGACAAUAGUGAAAGUUUUUGCCUUGAUCCAUUGGACAAAUUCCUUAUCUACCAGAGGCUCUACAUAUUAUAUAUUAUAUAUUAUUGUUCCUGACUCCAAGCUAUGCAAUUAUAGUUUAAUUUCCACUUCACUAUCAGGAUCAGAGGAAGGAAACUGUGGGGUGGUUCAGAUAUCCUAUUUCAAAUGCGAACUUAUUUAGGCAAAUUGAAUGAGCUUUUCCCAAAUUAUUAAAUCAAAUUCCUGAAAUAAUAUUCAACUAUUAGGUUUGCCUCUCCCCAAUGAUUUCAAAACAGUAUUACUGAAAAUAUUGAGUACCUAAUAUCUACCGAAUUAUGAUUAUAUUGUUGACUUUGCCUCUUCAUGUUUCAAGCAACGAACACUACACAUCUGAACUUUGAAGACACACAGAACAAUACAAGGUGCUAUUUUAGUAAACGACUAAAAAGAUUAAAUAUUAGCCGAGAGCAUUUCAAAACUCCUUUGCAUAUUUUCUCAAGAUCAAAACUAAAGUAAGAAUCGCUUAGAGAGGGUGGAAAAAGAGGUUUUAGGCCUAAAAGUAGAGAAUAGCGUGGGGAAAGCCGGGAAGUAUUGCAAGUACGGGAUAGAUACAAAUAUAACCAACGAUAACUGUCAAUAAAUCAAAAGCGUCGUGCAUCGAAAGUAGGUCUUAGAGAAUGCCCAUUAAAGCCACAUAGAGAUUUAGAGACACAGCCACCAGUUGACCCCAGUUGAUCCCCAGGAGCACCUGCACCCAUUCCCAUAGAUACAUAAAUACACCAGGGCCUGCAAUAUCGUAGCUGUAGUGUAUAUAGGAUAUCAAAUGAAAAUAGUUUUUAUAUGCAAUACCGAGCUAGAGCGAUGCGAACAAAAAAUAUGUCACUACCAGCAUUCAUGAAUAGUUUAUAAAAUAUAGGCACAUUCCGUAACGAAUCACUGAGCAAGCGGAUUUCGAGUUAUACACCAAACACCCAACAGAACUAACGAUCUAUAGUCUAAGAUAUUGAUUGAUAUUUGUAGCUAUAUGAAUGUGUAGGAGGAAGGCAAGGAAAGCGUAUCAUAAAAGUUUAUACAUAAAACCUUAUGGGGCGUGCAAUACCAUUGCAAUUUAUGAGCAUUUGGGUAUAUUUUUGUGAAAUAUACAACAUACAACAUAACAAAUAAAAGCAUUAAUAGAUAAUACAUAAGCUCCGCUCAAGAAACCGACAACCGACCCAAAAACUAAAAAAUGAGAAAGAAAAUUUACGAAAGGACAAAAAGUUAACGCGUAGGCAGGCCAGUGCAGAAAUGGAUAAUGGAUAGAGGAAAUAGUUGAAACGAGUACGCGACAAUCGCUUUGAAAUGCUUAAAAUUAAAAAAAGAAUUUAAGGAUAAUCCCCGAAAUUGAAUCGAAGUUUAGUUUCUACAUUCGAGACUAUACAAAGGCAAGGCAAGGCGUUAAAAUUUACCAAAUAAAAUAAAACACACACGAAACGGUUAAAGAGAACAUUUUGAAAAUUCGAAAUGAAAUUUUUGUGUACUGUAUAUAAUUCAAAUGCAAAUGAUUAUCGUCUAAGCGGCUAGUAUAUUUUGAGCGUGAAAAAAAAGACUAUUUAGCGCGAAAUGAACAAUUUUUGUGUAAUGUACAUAAGAAACCGAUUGAUUUUAAUCUAAAUAUACAUAAAUAUAAAUAUAAUUGUAAAACUGCAACCGAUUUUUAAAUCUGUAUGUGUAUUGUGUACCUCAAUUGUAAUUAAUUUUUAUACUUUUCACGAGAUGGAUUAAUGCUAUUUUUAUAAUUUAGCUAAAUAAAUUCAAGACCCGAACGUAUCCCGAACAAACUUCCAAAAACAAAAACAUCUCAUACCCCUAGUUAAUGGCCAGUUUUUAAUGUUGUCCAUGUCCACACUUAACCCAUCCAGAAACCCGCAUAAAGUAUAUGUAAUUUUGUCAAUUAAUGAAUCGGAGAGAAGCGAAUUAAAACGAACAAAACAAAAACCGAAGAGCAAUGAAGUGAAUAUUAGUAUACAUUACGAUUAAUAUUUUUAAACACAAUUCAAAACAAUAAUUAACAGAUGUAUUACCAUUAGCGAACAACAAGCACAUGUGUGACAUUUCAGUUUUAUUUAUGUUAUGAUUACUACAAUAUUUUAUUUAUUAAUCUUAUCGUUAGGCAAUAACACGAGUGUAACUAAUUUGUAAACCCGGCACACUGACACACAUAUGCGAUACUUUUUAAUUUCCUCAUUUUAAGCAAAAUUCAAUUAACAAUAAAAACGAAACUAAUACUUAA